AGCAUAUCUCGGAGGGCUACUCCGCGCGCUUAAAACCAGAGAGAAUGGAACCGGGCGCCAAACCGGGGGAGGAGUCGAACGCGGCCGAUCGCUCCUCCCAUCCUCGAAACUCCCGAGCGAAUCCCCAUCGCAUCUCGAGAAACCCCUCCCCCGCCUCUCUUCCCCUCUUUGGAUCUCCCACGCAGAUCUGAUCGCGUUCCCUUUGUCUCGAUUCGAGAUUUUGCCCGAUUUCGAGCGAAAAGAUUCAUUAUUUUUUGAUCUAGCUCUCGUAGAUUUGGAUUUCUUUCCUCUCCUUCGGUUUUGGUUUUGGUUUUGGUUUGGAUCUGGAGCUAGGGUUUGAGGUCCAGCGCCAUGGAUCAGCCCAUCAUGAGCUCUAGAUGUAGAAUGCCUCGGCUUGCUCUUCUCCUCCUUCUUGUCUCCAUUUCUGCCUCUGGAUUCGUUUUAGCUCAGGAAUUGGAGAUGGAGAAUGGGGGCGAGAACAGGUCAGCCGACACGGUCAGAUCCUUGGAUCGCCGGACAAAAAUGUUUCUGCACUCAUUUGAGAAGGAUGCCACGAGUGGGGAAGGUGUUACUUCAUUGGAGGAAACAGGAUUGGGGCUUUUUGAUGCCUUCUUUGCUAGCUUGUCUAUGAUCAUCGUCAGUGAGAUCGGAGACGAGACAUUCAUAAUUGCUGCUCUUAUGGCAAUGCGCCAUCCGAGAACAAUUGUUCUGUCGGGUGCACUUACUGCCCUUAUUGUGAUGACAGUUCUAUCAACUGGACUUGGUAGAAUAGUUCCCAACUUGAUAUCAAGAAAGCAUACAAAUAGUGCAGCUACAGUGCUUUAUGCGUUCUUUGGGCUACGUUUGCUAUAUAUUGCUUGGAGAUCAGAUUCGAAAGCAUCGCAGAAGAAGGAAAUGGAAGAAGUUGAAGAAAAGCUUGAGGGAGGACAAGGGAAAACAACAUUUCGCCGCUUCUUUUCAAGAUUUUGUACACCUAUUUUCUUAGAGUCAUUUAUUUUGACCUUCUUAGCUGAGUGGGGCGAUCGUAGCCAGAUAGCAACUAUUGCGCUGGCAGCCCACAAGAAUGCAAUUGGUGUUGCUGUGGGAGCAACAAUAGGACACACUAUAUGUACAUCGUUUGCAGUAGUUGGAGGGAGCAUGCUGGCAUCCAAGAUUUCGCAAGGCACAGUUGCCACUAUUGGUGGCUUUCUUUUCCUUGGGUUUUCCUUGUCAUCAUACUUCUAUCCACCAUUGUGAUUGUAGAUGUUAAUGCUAAUUCAUUUGGAGUCUGUUCGUUCCAACUCUAUCUCAAUUUUUGUUGUUAUUUGUGUCGUCCAUUCUUAUAACAAGCAAAUCAGGCGAGUUCCACUAGUUCGGUCAAUUGUUUGUGCUGUAUGAUGUAUACUAGCUAAAUAUAUGUUUCUCAAAAAAAAAGCUAAAUACAAUAUUCUAUUGGUUUUUUUAUU
Messenger RNA from Phoenix dactylifera (date palm), 1445 nucleotides. RefSeq names its product GDT1-like protein 4. The record is from RefSeq and is a predicted model, not a curated record. NCBI's taxonomy places the organism in Eukaryota, Viridiplantae, Streptophyta, Magnoliopsida, Arecales, Arecaceae. Gene Ontology annotation, biological process: Golgi calcium ion homeostasis; calcium ion transmembrane transport; Golgi calcium ion transport. Gene Ontology annotation, cellular component: Golgi apparatus. Gene Ontology annotation, molecular function: manganese ion transmembrane transporter activity; calcium ion transmembrane transporter activity.